Molecule: messenger RNA, 1059 nt
Organism: Zophobas morio
Lineage: Eukaryota; Metazoa; Arthropoda; Insecta; Coleoptera; Tenebrionidae
Product: centrosomal protein of 290 kDa-like
Exons: 5
Coding region: 1-1059 (352 amino acids)
Source: RefSeq, a predicted model, not a curated record
AUGAGUAGUAAAGGGACAGAAAGAAAGAAAAGGGAUAGAGAAGUAGAGUCGCCGAAAGAGAACGAGCAGGUCUUCCAAAGAAGCAAAAUAACAGUAAGAGCACCUCUGCAAUCGAGAGAGAAGGAAAAUCAAGAAGAUAUAGAGAUGGAGGAGGUCAAGAAGAUGAUCAGCGAACUUGCGACACAAAUUAGAGAUGAUAUAAGAGAUAGUAACAAACAAUUAUUGAACGAAUGGAAUACACAGCUUAAAGAGGAGCUUAAAACAAUAAGAGAAGAAUUAAAGCAAACAAGAGAUCAACUACAGGGACAAAAUCAAGAAAUUAGAGAUAAGUAUAAAGAAUGGAAGAGAGCUAAGGAAGAAAUGGGAAAGAGAGUGGGUGAAGUAGAAAGUCAACUAGAUCGAAUGGAGAGAGAAAAGAGAAGAAAUAAAGUAGUGAUGAUGGGAUUGGACAUAGCAACAGGAGAGCAGAAGCAGAUAAUUGGAAAAGUGACAAAAUUUUUAGAAAAGAAAGUCAAAGUAGAGAGGUUGCGAAAAAAGGAAAAGGAGUUCUGGGACUACGUGGGAAAAUUUGAUGUUGUGGGGCUAGUAGAGACUUGGGUGCAAAGAGAAAACUGGGAGAAAUUGGAAGAGACACUACCACAAGAAUAUGGACAAAAAAGUGAUGUGAAGAACUACCGAGGGAUUACCUUGCUCAAUACGGCGUACAAGAUAUAUGCAAUGAUACUUGAUGAGAGGUUACGAAAGGAGAUGGAAGCAAGGGGUAUGUUACCAGACGGUCAGGCAGGGUUUAGGAAAGGAAGAGCUCAUCUAGAAGAUAUAGAUGAAAUGUUCAGAAAAGCACAGACAGGAGGGGUGGUAGUCGGCAAAGAGAAAGUGUGGUCGUUGGCGUACGCAGAUGAUUUGGUGAUUGUGGCAAAGAAAAGAGAAGUAAUGAGAGCAAGGAUUAAAAGUUUGGAGAUGUAUGUAAAAAAAAAAAAGAAAUUGGAAGUGAAUGUGGAAAAAACAAAAAUGGUGGUGUUUGGGAAGAAAUUGAGGAGCCAAAUAAAACGAAAUAUUUAA